AUGACCAGCCUGGUUAACAUCCUCUCGGCUACCAGGGAAAGGCUUCUAUAUCUGAUGUAUGAAAGGGGGUCACCUUUUGGGGUAGACAUGUUGGAUUUGUCUCCUUUUUGCGAUGGACUGCGGGAUCUCGUUGAUGCAUUGAAGCUUGUACAAUCCCAUACACAAACAGAACGACAAUCUGAGAGGAUUUUACAAGUUAAAAGAAGGAUCAGAAGUCUGCUGUUUACAACUGAGAACGAGGUGGAAUUUUAUGGCCUCCAACAUGAAUCUGGAGGAUCUGCACGUGGUCGUGGCGAUCAGAGUACAGCAUCUGGAUACAUGGGCGGAGAAAAGUUGGAAAACAUCCAUAGCCAGCUCAUGGACGCUGUUGUCGACUACGGCAGAGAACAAGCUCCGGAUCUCGGUAUGGGCUAUGAUAAAAUAAAAAGUAUAAAAGUUUCUCGCAUCCCAGAAAAGGCCCAACGGCUGGUUUCUCGAGCUAAUUACUCCAACGACUCGGAACAUACUGUUGGAUUGGAGGAUGCCAUAAGUCGACUGGCAGAAGUUUCAGUCCCUGGAGACACUGAUGCCAAAGUUGUGAUUGCUUCCAUUUGCGGCGCGGGUGGAAUCGGCAAAACAACCCUUGCAAACAAAGUGUACAACCAGCAUCAGAUUCGGGGUCAUUUUGAGUGUUUCGCCUGGGUCUACGUCGGUAUCAACUGGACGAUUAGAGAUAUAUUGGUCAAUAUACUCGACCAGUUGCUUUCCUCGCGACUGACGAAGAAGAACAAAGAGUUGAUGAUGAUGUCGACGGUGGACGUUGAGGACGUGGAGUUGGUUCAACAGGUACACGACGUUCUACAAGAAAAUGUUUGCCUAAUUGUGCUGGACAAUUGUUGUACCUAUGAAUUCUGGGAUAGCCUGCGCAUGGCCUUGCCAACUGGGGAGGAGAAUGCUAGCAGAUUCAUCCUGACCACUCGGCAGAGGGAUUUAGCUGUUCGUGUUGGUGCGGGAUUCAUCUGGGAUAUGCAAAAUCUCGAUCCCGAACGAAGCUGGGAAUUAUUGUCCUAUUGGCGGGACUUAGCGUUAAAGGACGAUCAGCAGGAACUAGGAGAGCAAGGCCCAGAACUGGAACAAAAUAUACGGAGAAUCCCACCAGAAGAUGGUUCAGAUCAGCAGGAACUAGGGGAGCAAGGCCCAGAACUGGAACAAAAUAUACGGAGAAUCCCACCAGAAGAUGGUUCAGAUCAGCAGGAACUAGGAGAGCAAGGCCGAGAACUGGAACAAAAUAUACGGAGCUUAAUCUCAUCAUGCAGGGGCUUACCAUUGGCUAUAAUUUUAGUCGCCAGUAUGUUGAGAAGCAGGACAAUUGAUUUGCAAUCUGUGAAAGUCACCCUUGGCAUAAUAAAUUCUUCUGGAAGAGGUCCCGAAUCUUUAAGUUACUACAGUUUGCCACUUGGUAUAAGCGAGAGUUUUCUUUAUUUGGGAAACUUCCCAAACAAUUCAGGGAUUCAGGUAGACAAAUUGUGCCAGCUUUGGAUUGCCGAAGGUCUGAUAUCAACUAAGUACAGGGAACGCGGAGAAACAAUGAUGGACGUUGCAGUGCGAUAUUUUGGUGAACUGGUGGUAAGGAGCCUGGUAAUUCUGCAUGAAGAUGAAGUCUCAGAUGUAAAACUCAUGUCCUGCCACGUUCAUGAUCUAAUAAGAGAUUUCAGCAUAUCACUUGGAGAAGAGGAGGAAUUUUAUGAGGUCAUGGAAUCUUCCAUUAAUCAUCCACGAAUGAGGUCAUCUGCACAAAGGUGUGCUAUAUAUUUAAAUAGAUAUGACAACUUAGCUGAUGUUUGCCCCUCUGCUAACCUUCGGUCUCUUUUAAUCCUCAACUCUGACGAAUCAGGGCAAGAACAUACAUGGCGACAGGAAUUUUUCAAUUUCAGUAAUCAUAGAUGGCUAAGAGUUCUGGAUUUUGAUAAAGUAUGUUUUCAGGAUGGAAAGCUACCAGACGGAGUGAGCGAGUUAUUCUUCUUGAGAUACUUGAGUUUUCGAGGAAGUUACCUGGAGGAUUUGCCAUCAUUUGUUGGUGAAUUUUUAUACCUGGAAACCCUCGACCUGAGGGUUCGGAAUGAUUGUACAUUGACAAUUUCAAAUGUCAUCUGGAAGCUCAAACGACUAAGACAUCUAUACUUCCCUCUGGCAUUUCAAACUCCUGAUCAUUGUGGUAUGUUAAAACUGGAUGGCUUGAAUGAACUGGAGACACUUGAAGGUUUAGAUACAAAUGUUUGCAGUGCUGAGGACCUCAUAAAGCUGACCAACCUUCGGAGUCUAGCAGCAACUGUGGAAGGGAAGCUGAAGGACUUGGUGCAGAUAAUCAACUGCAUAAACAAUAACUCGAGCCACUUGAGAAGGACAUUGCUUGACAUAAAAAAUUUUGACUGUUACUCUGAAGAGCGGGUGUCAUUCAUUCCAAGUUUGUUCAGCUGUGGUGUACUUAAAUCUUUGAGAAUGGAAGGGCAUAUGGGAAAAGUACCAGAGGUUAGUACAAUCUCUUCCAGCUUUACCGAGAUUGUGUUAAGCGGUUCUGAGUUUGAACGAGAUCCAAUGGAAACACUGGGGAAGCUUCCCAACCUAAGGAUCCUGGUCUUAGAAAUUGAGGCAUUCGUGGGAAAGAAUAUGAAUUGUUCUGCCACAGGUUUUCCUGAGCUCAGGUGUUUAAAACUCUCCAAAUUGUACAGUUUAGAAGCAUGGGAGGUUGCCGAAGGAGCAAUGUGUAAGCUUUUUACUUUGGAAAUUUCCAAGUGCAGGAGAAUGAAAAUGCUUCCCGAGGGGCUAAAGUAUAUCAGUUCUCUCAGAAAGCUGACCAUUAGCAUGAUGCCAGAACAAUUUGUAGGCAGGCUACAUAAGGUAGAUGGAAAAGGUGGAGAGGAUGUUGACAAAAUCAACGCCAACUGUACCAUAAAAUUUGGCAGUGAUGAUCGUUGGCUUUGA
Messenger RNA from Coffea arabica (coffee), 2961 nucleotides. Its product is annotated as putative disease resistance protein At1g50180. Gene Ontology annotation, biological process: defense response to other organism. Lineage: Eukaryota; Viridiplantae; Streptophyta; Magnoliopsida; Gentianales; Rubiaceae. Gene Ontology annotation, molecular function: ADP binding. The record is from RefSeq and is a predicted model, not a curated record.